GUCGUUCUCGUUUUCGGCUUCGACUAAUGGUGCUAAUUGUACGUGCGAGCGGCGGAACAUUGACAAUACGCGGGUGAUUGCCGGGCCGAUACCUAUAAAAUAACUAUGGCUGACAUCGAGGAUACUCACUUUGAGACUGGAGACUCAGGAGCCUCAGUGACGUAUCCUAUGCAGUGCUCAGCACUGCGCAAAAAUGGUUUUGUCAUGUUAAAGUCACGCCCCUGCAAGAUUGUAGAAAUGUCAACUUCUAAAACUGGCAAGCAUGGUCACGCCAAGGUUCAUUUAGUAGGUAUCGACAUAUUUACCUCCAAGAAAUAUGAGGAUAUCUGUCCAUCUACACACAAUAUGGAUGUACCAUUUGUUAAGCGGGAAGAUUAUCAGCUUACAGAUAUAUCUGACGAUGGCUAUCUUUGUCUGAUGGCUGAUAAUGGAGAACUGCGCGAAGAUCUCAAGAUACCUGAUGGCGACUUGGGAACACAGCUACGUGCUGAUUAUGAAUCUGGCAAAGAAUUACUUUGCACCGUACUCAAGGCAUGUGGUGAAGAGGUAGUAAUCGCCGUCAAAAACAACACCUCCCUCGACAAAUAAUUGUGUUCAGCCCGACAAUUACGACGACAAAAAGCCCAAUAUACAUUCGAGCAAAAACCACCCGCUUAGCCAAUCAAUUGAUACCUUUACCAUUGGUCAAACAGGAUAAACAACAAUAACAAAUCUAUAGGAAGAUGAUGAAGAGAGUGGAAGAGCGAAAGAGAAAAAGGAGAAAGAAAGCGUGAGCGAGAGAGUGAGAGAGAGAAAGAGAAAUAUAAGCAAAUGAAACGGGCUAGCAAUUCCUAACAACAGCAACGCGCUAAUGUGAACAGCGACUUUUAUCAAAGUAACAUCUGCUUACUUAAUUAUUAUUCAACAAUAUUUAAAUGAACAAAUCCGGGAAAGCGACAACUGCAUAUACGUACACUCGGUUCUAUACAUUUACACACACAUACACACAACAUACAGAUAACACAUAUAAACAGCAUAUAUGCGUGCGCACAUAUAUACACAUACUGACAUUUACACAUAUACUUACACGUCUAUACACGCGUUGUUUGUUAUUAUACAAGAAAGUGGCGACAACUUUUCAGCAGAAGUUGAUUGAAAAAUAAAAAUUGAGAAAGCCUUGACACACAUCCUGGACAUAUAUAUAUAUAUUUUUUUUUUUUUUAAAGAAUAGAGAAAGAAAUUAUUUACAACAGCUUUGUAACUUAUUACACUUAUAUGUGUGAAUGAGAGAGUAUAUGAGAAAAUGAGAGAGAAAGAGAGAGAGAAAAAAUUGUUGGAGACCAAUACGAAGAGGUCGUGGAAAAAAGACUCUAGAGUCUUUAAUGCGCGCGCGCGGAACAAUUUUUCAUGGGAUGCUGGCAAUGCCCGACACAAAGCAGCUCACUUCAAGCAUCUUUCCUGAUGAUCGAUUCAUAAUUAUAGACAAGACUGGCGCGUUUCGCUAUAAAGAAUUUAUACACAUGUGAUGCUCUAUAAGAUUUUUUCUUUUUUUCUUUUUUUUUUUUUUUUCUAUGGAAACUCGAGUUCUCGAGAUUUUUAGGUCUAAUACCAUCUAAUUGCACAAAAUUUAAAAAAAAAUUUUGAUGCUUGUGCUUAUGUAAAAGUCUGUGGAAGGAUUUAAAAAUCUUAUAUUUUAUUUUCUGAAAGUUAAAAGUUUUUAUGGACUCAAACGAUGACUAUUUAAAACUUUUGAUACUUAAUGGAAAUUUGAGAAUUCCGAAAUCUAAAAAAAAUCACAUUCUAAUCUUUAAUUUCUGAACGAGAAAUUUUUUUUGAAACAUCGGCAUUGAAAAUGCUCGAUAGUUAUGGAUUUCGAAAUUGGAGAUUUAAGAUUUGGAAGUUAUUAAAGUUUUCUUAUAUCAAGAAACUUGCUAAAGAAAGACUUUGAAACUUAUUAUUGAAAGAUUGAAAAAUGUAGAGAUUUUGUGAUGGAAAGGAUAAUUUCGGAACUCUAGAAAUAUAAGAAUUUAAUCAACAAUAAAAGCUCAAAAUUAUAAUAUUUAUGGGGAUAUUGAGAUACAAUAUAUAUAGACCUUUAAAUCCAAGAACGUCGAGAACAUGCAAGAUAAUUUCAUAUGCUUUGAUAUGGCAAGAGCGGCGCAAUGCGAUAUCGCGUCAUAUUCAGAGACUGUAAUUGGCUUAUGAAUGCUCAGACUAUUACAUUUUGUUGUAAUAUUUCGUUUUAAUAAACAUUUUUCAGAACAGGUUACACGAGCCGCUUUCACUCGACAAGAUAAUUAUUUAAUCUCUUAAUUAGAUGAUGAACACUAAAACAGAUAUAAUUAGCAAAGAGAAAAUUGUGAGUGGAAGAUUCUUGUGUGAACUUGCAAAUGUGCGUAAAGAAUCUUUCCCUUAGAUCCUUUCCAUCUCGUGUCAUCGUUUGUAUAAAAAAAAAUUGUUCCGAUGGUGCAGUCUGAAUGAUUAGAAAUAAUUAUAAGCAGAUAAUUAACUACAAGAGUGUAUAAUCACAGUUAUCAUUGGAAGGUAUACGUUUUUUUCUUCCUACCAUAGAAAAAUUUUGUGAUUUGGAACAUGUUCGAUUUGGUGUCCUCGCAAUAUUCGUUUUCUAUUUUUUUUUAUUUGUAAAAUCUCCAUUUAAUAAAGUAAGAUUCUGAAUC
Camponotus floridanus (Florida carpenter ant) is the source of this 2657-nucleotide messenger RNA. RefSeq names its product eukaryotic translation initiation factor 5A (gene eEF5). The record is from RefSeq and is a predicted model, not a curated record. Gene Ontology annotation, molecular function: ribosome binding; RNA binding; translation elongation factor activity. Gene Ontology annotation, biological process: positive regulation of translational termination; positive regulation of translational elongation. Bases 106 to 588 code for a protein of 160 amino acids. The transcript is spliced from 4 exons. NCBI's taxonomy places the organism in Eukaryota, Metazoa, Arthropoda, Insecta, Hymenoptera, Formicidae.